This is a messenger RNA of Penicillium brevicompactum, 1758 nucleotides long. RefSeq lists its product as uncharacterized. Bases 1 to 1758 code for a protein of 585 amino acids. NCBI's taxonomy places the organism in Eukaryota, Fungi, Ascomycota, Eurotiomycetes, Eurotiales, Aspergillaceae. The record is from RefSeq and is a predicted model, not a curated record. Gene Ontology annotation, molecular function: protein binding. The transcript has a single exon.
AUGCAACUACUCGACUUGCCCCAUGAGUUGCUUCUGAGUAUAUGGGAGGCUACUCAGUCUGAGCCGGACAUGUUUGCGCUAGCAAAAACAUGCCACUAUCUUUAUGAUGACCUAGGUCCCAGAUUCUAUCGUCAUCUGGUCCACGGAUCAGAUCUAUCUCGCCGAAGAGCAAUGAAUUGGGCCGCACAACAAUCGUCACCGAUCCCAAUGCAAAAGCUUCUUGACGCAGGCGUGAAUAGCUCCCACCAGAACGAAGUUUAUCCGGUGUGCACUGCAACCAGACAUCUUCAGUUGGAAGUGAUCAAGCUUCUUCUCAGUCAUGGAUUUGACGUGAAUGAAAUUGAGCCAGAGGGAUCUGAGAUGGUGCAAAAUGUUUGCCCUUUGUGGCUUGCUGCAGUCUAUGAUCAACCAGAACUCACCAAAACACUGCUUGAAGCUGGCGCAAAUGUAGAGGGCUCAGCUCAUGGUAUCUCUCAAGAGAAGACAGCCUUAUCUGUGGCAAUAAGUCGUGGAAAUUCCCAGGUCGCAGGCCUUUUGCUCGAAUGGGGGGCUUCUACCGACAUCAUAAUGGACGAAGGGUGGACACCCAUGCAGUGGUCAGCAAGAUAUGGCGAGAGCGAGAUCAUCAAACAUCUUAUCAAGAGAAAUGUUUCCCUUGACUACGGACCUAUCAUUGUUCCUCUGGCAUUGGCAGCACGUAGAUGUCAAGAAGAGAUAGUCGCACAGCUCAUCGAGGCCGGUGCUGAUAUCGAAGCCGUGAACAAUCGUGGUGAAAACGCUCUCCAUGAGGCGGCAGCGUAUGGACACGAAUCACUUACAGCCUUUCUGCUGUCGAAGGGGGCCAGAGUUGACGUCCAAGAUUCGAACAAUUUAACGGCGCUAUCGCGAUCUGUCGGGAACAAAUACCCCAACCCUAGAGUGAUCCAAACACUCAUUGACGCUGGCUCAAAUAUCGAGCACAAAGACUCUCGUGGAAGAACACAGCUUGCGCUAGCUGCCACGCGUGGAACCCAUGUCGGUGUCAGGAUUUUACUGCAGAACGGUGCAGACCCGACCUCAGUGGACGUCGAUGGAUACACUGCUCUUGCACAUGCCGCUCAGCAUGGACACUCACUCAUUGUUCUCGAAUUUCUCACUUGGAACGAAUCAAACAAGGCGACCGAGCAAGAUUCUCUCGCGUCAUCGGGCAAAAACCGGACAUGCGCGAGUUUCAUUGAUAUUCCCGACAACCGAAUCCGUACGCCGCUCUUUCUUGCGACUCUUUACGGACAAGAGGAAUCGGUCCGCAUACUUGUUAGCAAAGGCGCCUCCCUGGACAUUGCAACUUGCGCCGGUCGGACUCCCUUGUCUUUUGCCAAUGAUACCAAAGAUCAAGUCUCUGAGAUUGAAAAUGACAUCAUGCGGCGUAUUUGGAUAUGGCUCACUCGUCCCUCGGAGAUCACACUCGACAUGCAACAGAUCAAAAACUCCUCCAAAAAGACCUGGAGAGACGAGGUUGUGAGGAUGGAAUGCGACUGGUGUUUGAAGCCCGCUAGCGAGUACGACACGGUCCUACAUUGUGACACUUGCAAUGGCGGAGACUUUGACAUAGAUCUGGAAUGCCUUUACGCUGGUGGGAGUUGUCACGACAAGGGUCAUACGUUAAGGAAAAUGUACGAGGUGAAUGAAGAGUAUGUUUCUGCAUCUGAUGAACUAUUCGAGCAGCCCCUUGUCGAUCUAUCGAUCCGAAAACCUAUCCUUAACUCCAGGGGUGUCUGA